This is a messenger RNA of Dromaius novaehollandiae (emu), 4430 nucleotides long. RefSeq names its product phosphofurin acidic cluster sorting protein 1 (gene PACS1). The transcript has 23 exons. The annotation marks the transcript as partial. Gene Ontology annotation, biological process: protein localization to plasma membrane. Lineage: Eukaryota; Metazoa; Chordata; Aves; Casuariiformes; Dromaiidae. Gene Ontology annotation, molecular function: transmembrane transporter binding. The record is from RefSeq and is a predicted model, not a curated record.
GCGUCCGGGCCCCCCCCCGUGACCCCCCCGCCCCCCCCCAGGCUGUUCAGCCUGACGCUGCAGCGCCUGGUGCUGGGCCGGGCGGGGGCCCAGGAGCUGCGGGAGCCCCCCCGCGCCGUCCUCAUCGCCGUCAAGCUGCAGGGCUCCAAGCGCAUCCUGCGCUCCAACGAGAUCGCGCUGCCGCCCGGGGGGCUGCUGGAGACCGAGCUGCACCUCACCUUCUCCCUGCAGUACCCCCACUUCCUGAAGCGCGGCGCCAACCGGCUGCAGAUCCUGCUGCAGCGCCGCAAGCGCUACAAGCACCGCACCUUCCUGGGCUACAAGACGCUGGCCGUGGGCCUCAUCGACAUGGCCGAGGUGAUGCAGCACCCGAGCGAGGGGGGGCUGGUGCUGGGGCUGCACCACGUGGUGAAGGACGUGGCGGUGCCGGUGGCCGAGGUCCGGGUGAACUCGCUCUCCAGCCAGCCCAUCGACCACGACGCCAAGGGCAAGCGCGCCGACCGCUCCCCCGACAUCGACAACUACUCGGAGGAGGAGGAGGAGAGCUUCUCCUCGGAGCAGGAGGGCAGCGACGACGCCCUGCACGGCCAGGACCUCUUCUACGAGGAAGAGGAGCUGCAGAAGGUGAAGAAGACGAGGAGGAAGCUCCCGGCCUCGGCCUCCACCCGGCAGCCCAACAUCAAGCAGAAGUUCGUGGCCCUGCUCAAGCGGUUCAAGGUGUCGGAGGAGGGUGGCUUCGGCCUGGAGCACGUGUCACGCGCCCGCAUGCGGGAGGUGGCCGAGGACCUGGACGAGCUCUACGACACCCUGGAGAUCUUCAACCCCAGUGACAGCGGCGCCGACCUCGAUGACACCGACAGUGUCCUCAGCACCCCCAAGCCCAAGCUGCGGCCGUUCUUCGAGGGCCUGUCCCAGUCCAGCUCCCAGACGGAGAUCGGCAGCCUGGGCCGCGACGGGGCCGCGGGGGCAGAGGCGGGUGCCGGGAGCAGGGGGGGCCGGAGACCCCCCGAGGACGGCGCCCAGGACCCCGAGGUGCUGGAGGCGGGGGGGGACCCCGACGCCCUGCCCGAGCCCGGGGGGGGCCCCGAGAAGCUCCGGACCCCCCCGAAGAGCAGCCGGGGGGAGCUGGCGUCACCCAGCAGGGCGGAGGGGGGGCCGGCGACGCCGCGGGCCCGGCGUGGCCCCCCCCGGCGCGAGCGGCAGCACCCACGGGCGCCCGGCGAGCGCACCCAGGGCUCCGACGGCGAGCGCUCGCCCGACCCGGCCCUCGGCACCCAGGUGCCCCGCAAGGUGGUCUACGACCAGCUCAACCAGAUCCUGGGGUCGGAGACGGCGCUGCCCGAGAGCAUCAUCCUGGUGCACACGGGCGAGUGGCAGGGCCAGUUCGUGGCGGAGCUGCUGCAGGAGCAGAAGAAGCCGCUGGUGGCCACCGCGGCCGCCGUGGAGCUCCAGGCCGUGCUCUCGGCCAUCCUCACCCGCAUCCAGCGCUACUGCAACUGCAACGCGGCGGUGCCGCGGGCGGUGAAGGUGGUGGCGGUGGGUGGCCAGGGCUACCAGAGCGCCCUGCUGCGCUGCUUCGUGCGCCUGCUGGGCACCCGCGGCCCCGAGUGGCUCGGCUACCUGCGCUUCCUGCCCGUGCCCCUCGGCGCCCACCCGGUGGCCCAGUACCUGGCGUCGGUGGACGGGCGCUACGGGGCCGCCUUCCUGGAGCCGGGCUGGCGCGAGCUCUUCGGGCGCAGCGAGGCACCCGCCGCCGAGCCCUUCAACGUGGUGGGCCGCAUCCUGGCCUACGCGGCGGGCGCCGGCGUCACCCACCCGCUGCCCGUGGCCGAGGCCAUGCUCACCUGCAGGCACCGCUUCCAAGACGAAGGCUCCUACCAGAAGUUCGUGCCCUUCGUGGGGGUGGUCAAGGUGGGCCUGGCGGAGGACCCGCCCCCGGCGGCAGGUGACGGGGACGAGACCCCGGCGCUGAGCCUGGCCGUGCCCUCGACGUCCCCCCCCGGGGGCCCCCGCGACGCCGCCGCCACCCCCCCGUCCUCGCCCUCCAUGGCCGCCGCCACCCCGGGCGGGGCGGGCGACGCGCUGGGGCUGCAGGUGGACUUCUGGGUGCCGGCGGGCGGCGGGGCGGGGGGGGCCGCCGGGGCGGGUGCCCCCCGGGAGCGGGCGCCCCGCGACGCCCCCAAGACCAGCCUGCGCGGGACCUUCCGCUCCCUCCUGGUGACCCGGCUGCCGGCGCCCGGCGAGGCGCCCGGCCCCGCCAUGGCCCUCACCGUCGUCACCCGCGAGAAGAACAAGAAGGGGCCCACCCUCUUCCUGAGCAAGCGCCCGCGCGAGCCCCAGCCCGACUCCAAGAGCCAAGUGGUCGAGGGCAUCAGCCGCCUCAUCUGCUCCCCCCGGCAGCCCCCCACCCUGCUGCGAGUGACGGUGGACGGCGUCGAGUGGGACGACGUCAAGUUCUUCCAGCUGGCGGCCCAGUGGCCCACCCACGUCAAGCACUUCCCCGUGGGGCUCUUCGGCGCCAAGCCCCCCUGAGGGCACCCAUGGGUGCCCCCACCACCCAUGGGUGCCCCCGCCACCCCCCCGCGCUCCCCCGCUGCCACUGGGUGCCCUCACUGCCCCGGGUGGUCACCUGCCCCCGUGCCAGCCGUGGGUGCCCCUGCUAAUCCCUUGAUGUCCUCAGCACCCAUGGGUGCCACCACCACCCAUGGGUGCCCCUGCUGCUCCACUCGUGCUCUGCUGCCACCCCUGGGUGCCCUCAAUGCCCCUGGGUGCCCCCCAUGGUCACUUGCCCCCGUGCCAGCCAUGGCUGCCCCUGCUACCCCCUUGAUGUAUUUGCCACCCAUGGGUGCUACCAUCACCCUUGGGUGCCACCACCACCCAUGGGUGCCCCUGCCACCCCCCCAUGCUCCCCCACCGCCCCUGGGGUCCCUCGCUGCCCGUGGGUGGUCACCUGCCCCCACACCAGCCAUGGGUGCCCCUGCUACCCCCUUGAUGUCCUCGCCACCCAUGGGUGCCCUCAGCACCCAUGGGUGCCACCACCACCUAUGGGUGCCCCUGCUGCCCCCGGGAUGCCCCUGCCACCCAUGGGUGCUUCUGCUGCCCCCCCCAGCUGCUGACACUCCCCUUGCACCCAUGGCUGUCCCCAUUGCCCAUGGGUGCCACCACCACCCAUGGGUGCCCCUGCUGCCAAUGGGGGCCGCCCCGUGGCCACCUCCCCCCCCAUGGGUGCCCCUGCUGCCCCCAGGAUGCCCACGCCACCCAUGGGUGCUGCUGCCAUGACCCCCCAGCUGCUGAACCCCCCCCAGCAACACCCUGAGGUGCCCCCGUGCCACCCAUGGGUGCCCGCAGCACCCAUGGGGACCCCCCUGCUGCCCACCCAGCUGCUGAUCCCCCCCCCAGCGCUCCAGGUUGCCAUGUCACCCAUGGGUGCCACUGCCACCUCUGGGUACCCUCAGCACCCAUGGGUGCCCCUGCUGUGCCCCCCAGCUCCUGAACCCCCCCACCCAUGGGUGCUCCUGCCACGCCGAGGUGCUCCCAUGCCACCCAUGGGUGCCCCACCACCACUCCAGCUGCACGGUGUCCCCACCACCACCCAUGGGUGCCCCCGCCACCCCAGGGUGCCCUGGCCCACUUGGGUGGGCCCCAGGGACAGCACCCACCGUCCAGCACCCAUGGGCCCCUCUCCAGCACCCAUGGGUCCCCCAGCACCCAUGGGCCCCCCAGCACCCAUGGGUCCCCCUCCAGCAGCUAUGGGCCCCUCCAGCAGCCAUGGGUCCCCCUGCAGCACCCAUGGACCCCCCCUGCAUCCAUUGACCUCCCUGCAGCACCUAUGGGUCCCCCAGCACCCAUGGGCCCCCAGCACCCAUUGGCACCCCCUUCCAGCACCCAUGGGCCUCCCUGCCGCACCCAUGGACCCCCCAGCACCCAUGGGUUCCCCCCUCCACCACCCAUGGGCCUCCCAGCACCCAUUGGCACCCCCGUCCAGCACCCAUGGGCCUCCCUGCAGCACCCAUGGACCCCCCAGCACCCAUGGGUCCCCCCCUCCACCACCCAUUGGCCUCUCCAGCACCCUUGGGCCCCCCCAGCACCCAUGGGCCCCCCAGCACCCAUUGGCACCCCCGUCCAGCACCCAUGGGCCUCCCUGCACCCAUGGCCCCCCCCAGCACCCAUGGGCCCCUCUGUACCUAUGGGCCCCCCAGGACCCAUGGGUCCCCCUGCAGCACUCAUGGACCCCCCAGCACCCAUGGGUCCCCCCCAACUGUGGGCACCCACUUCCAUCCUCGUGCCAAACCGGGAGGGGGACACGCAGCACCCCCCCCCCGGCACCCAUGGGUCCCUCGGGGUGGUCCAGCACCCAUGGGCCCCCCCAGCACCCAUGGGUGCCCCCCCGGUCGGGUCGCGGCAAUAAAUAACCGUCUCGGGGGGUCGCA